Messenger RNA from Parathielavia appendiculata, 773 nucleotides. RefSeq names its product calmodulin. The transcript has 7 exons. The record is from RefSeq and is a predicted model, not a curated record. Gene Ontology annotation, molecular function: calcium ion binding; enzyme regulator activity. Bases 17 to 466 code for a protein of 149 amino acids. Gene Ontology annotation, biological process: spindle pole body organization. Gene Ontology annotation, cellular component: central plaque of spindle pole body. Lineage: Eukaryota; Fungi; Ascomycota; Sordariomycetes; Sordariales; Chaetomiaceae.
CGAUCAACCGAUCAAAAUGGCGGACUCCCUUACUGAAGAGCAGGUCUCUGAGUUUAAGGAGGCCUUCUCUCUCUUCGACAAGGACGGUGACGGACAAAUCACAACCAAAGAGUUGGGCACCGUUAUGCGCUCCCUCGGCCAAAACCCCUCCGAGUCGGAGCUGCAGGACAUGAUCAACGAGGUGGACGCUGACAACAAUGGCACCAUUGAUUUCCCAGAGUUUCUCACAAUGAUGGCGAGGAAGAUGAAGGACACUGAUUCGGAGGAGGAGAUUCGCGAAGCAUUCAAGGUCUUCGACCGCGACAACAACGGUUUCAUCUCGGCUGCCGAGCUGCGGCACGUCAUGACCUCGAUCGGUGAGAAGCUUACCGAUGACGAGGUCGACGAGAUGAUCCGCGAGGCCGACCAGGAUGGUGAUGGGCGUAUUGACUAUAACGAGUUCGUCCAGCUUAUGAUGCAGAAGUAGUAAAGGCCCAUCUCCGUCAACCCGGUACCGAUGCCGGCUACGAGUCUGGGUCCUCUCUCUUUCGGAUUUGACUUUCUACAAUUAUUCUGGAUGGAACCCGGGUGGCUUCUAGCAGCUUGGCGCGGAGGGUUUGAUAUUUCGCGGAUGGAAUCCGAUUCACGUUUCCACAUGCUUGGAGCCGUCCCUUCUCUCAGCCGGGGUCAAGCACUGGCAGAUACUAAGGAACGUGACAACAGCAAGCCGCGUUGCCUUCCCUUUUAGCUUGGAUGAUAAUGAAAGCCGUGUCUGCAGAGAGCUAUAUUCCAGA